CGCCUCCUAGGCUUUGUUCUGCAGCCGCGGCGAGCGACGAUGGGAGGGGGGAUUGGGAAGAGGGAGUGGCCUGGUAUAAAUAGUGCCGCGCGCGCCCACAUCGGCCAUUCUGGGGUCUGUUUAAAGGUUUGCUUGGGUCUUGAGAAACCGUUGAACUUGCAUCGAGAAACAAAGAACAGUUCCCCCACAGUUGAGCUUCUGAGACGACACACAAAAAAGCCAGCUAUAUUUCUGAUCGUCUGUACUGGGAAGCUGUUAAAUUCUUUGUGAUCCGAAGAAGAACAACUGCCACUAAAAACAUAAAAAAACCAAAAUUAAUAUUUAGCAACAACUUAACCCUGAUUUUUUUGUCAAGUAACUUUUUGUUACUUACAACCAAAAAGUUGCUAUUUUUUUUCAGAAAAUGAGCAAAACCAAAUUCAUUUUUUUCUUUAAAAACACAGCUUAAUCCAAAAGUAAACGAGGCGCUGUCGACGAGAAAAUUAAUUGGAUAUGCUGGAAAAUGCCAGAUUGACAGCUCUGGAGACUGAAGUCCUCUCUUCACCACCAAAACAGGCUAAGCCAAAGCAUCAUCAAGUCUUCCUCACCAGUGUAAUACUGCAUUGAAAGUGGAAAAGGCCAUAUUGUGGGGUGAAAGGGGAGUUUCAGUCUCCAAAGCCCACUUGGUCAUUUGGCCUUUCCACCACAGGGUGAAUUCAUUAACAUGGAUCUCCAGCACAAAUGCUUCACAACUGGACAGAAGCCAUGCACAGAUCUCUUCAAGCAACUGCAAGCUGGCUUUUCCACCAUGGGCUCCAGGCCAAUAGAUCCAAAAGAGCUUCUGAAAGGACUGGACUGUUUCCUUGGCAAAGAUGGAGAAGUCAAAAGCCAUGAAGGCAUCACUAAAAUUUUCAACUUAAUGAAAGAGGCACAGAAGAUGGUUAGUCGCUGCGUAUAUCUGAACAUAUUGCUGCAGACCCGAGCACAAGACAUACUCUCAAAAUUCAUCAAGGUUGGUGGCUACAAGCUUCUUAACACAUGGUUAACCAGCUCAAAAGCAUCCAAUAAUGUGCCGCUUCUCCAGCAGAUUUUGCUCACGCUACAACACCUGCCUCUUACAGUAGAUCAUCUCAAACAAAACAACACGGCCAAGUUGGUGAAACAGCUCAGCAAGUCAAGCGAAGAUGAAGAGCUUCGCAGAUUGGCGUCUGUACUGGUCAGCGAUUGGAUGGGUGUCAUCCGCUCCCAGAGUAGCUCCCAACCGGCAGAGCGAGAUAAGAAAAAACGCAAAGAGGAAAAUAAAAGUAAGACGCCUGCUCAAGAGAAGCCUCAGGAAGCCAAAUCCGAAGUGAAACCAGAGGAGACACCAGAGAAGAAAAAAGAAAAGCCAAAAUCUCUCCGUACUACAGCACCUAGCCAUGCCAAGUUCCGUUCUACUGGUUUGGAAAUGGAGACUCCAUCGCUUCUCCCAGUAAAGAAGAACAGCAAUGCUGCAACCAACUCUGACAAAUACAACCUGAAGCCAAUACCACUGAAGCGACAGAAUUCGUCAGCCCCAGUUGGGGAGAACCCGCCAGCCGAGAAGAAAUACAAGCCUCUUAACACCACCCCCAAUGCUACCAAAGAAAUUAAAGUGAAGAUAAUUCCUGCACAACCUAUGGAAGGCUUGGGAUUCUUGGAUGCCCUAAAUUCAGCUCCUGUCCCAGGAAUCAAGAUCAAAAAGAAAAAGAAAGUGCUCUCUCCAACUGCAGCAAAGCCAAGUCCAUUUGAAGGAAAGCCAGCCCCAGAAACCAGCGCUGCCAAGCCGUCUUCCCCAGAGCUUACCACAACCUCAGAACCAAUGGAUGUGGAUAGACCUGGGACCCCUGUCCCAGCAGUGGAGGUGCCUGAGCCGAUGGAGACAAGCUCUUCUGAACAGGGUGGGCUGCUGGAACCCAAGCCGGCUGAGAGCCCAGUGGAUUCCACACAGUUGACCAAGAAGGGCAAGAAGAAGAAGUCUGUCCGCUGGCCGGAGGACAGCAAACUGCGAGAAUAUUUCUACUUUGAACUGGACGAGACUGAGCGAGUGAACGUGAACAAAAUCAAGGACUUUGGUGAGGCUGCAAAGCGAGAAAUGCUGAAGGAUCGCAAAGCUUUUGAGACAGCCCGCCGGCUCAGUCAUGAUGCCAUGGAAGAGAUGAUCCCCUGGAUCUAUCCUAAACCCAUUGACUUACCUGCUCCGCUGGUGCAGCCAGGAAGUGGCAGCCAGGAGAAAUUUACCCAGGCCGAACGCGAGAAGGGCAUUUUACAGGAAAUCUUUCUCUCGAAAGAGAGUGUGCCUGACAGCCCUCAUGAGCCUGACCCAGAAUCCUACGAGCCAGUUCCACCCAAGCUCAUUCCUCUGGAUGAGGAAUGCUCCAUGGAUGAGGCCACCUACGAGGAAAGACUCCACCCGGCCACCGCCUCGCAGUCUCCGGACGGAGCUGGGGGCUCCAAGCUGCCCCCGGUCCUGGCCAACCUCAUGGGCAGCAUGGGGGCAGGGAAGACCCCGCAGGGCCCCAACCCCAACUCCUCUCUCAACGUGCAAGAGAUCCUCACCUCCAUCAUGGGUGGCUCUAACAAUCAUAAAGCAGAAGAGCUGAUGAAGCAGCCAGAUUAUUCAGACAAGAUCAAGCAUUUGCUGGGCAACUUGCAGGGCCAGCCUGGACCAAGUCCUUCUGGAGUUCCACAUGGACUUCUUGGGCCAGGACCUGGGCCAGUCCCUAAUGGAUUUCCACCCGGUCCCAAAAAUAUGCAGCAUUUCCCUCCCGGAGGGCCAGGACCCAUGCCUGGACCCCAUGGAGGCCCAGGUGGCCCCAAUAUGCUCCCAGGCCCUGGUGGGCCCGGUGGACCUCGGAUGAUGGGCCCACCUCCACCUCAGUGUAAUGAUGGCUACUGGGACCCUCCUGAUGGUGGCAUGCGUGGCGGCCCCCACGGAGGCAUGAGAGGCGGCAGUCCCGGCCCAGGCCCGGGCCCUUUCCACCGUGGACGUGGCGGCCGAGGCGGAGAGCCCCCUUUCCGUGGACGAGGCAGCAGCGGACGGAGUGGUGGCCCCCCCAAUGGUAGGGGUGGCCCUCCCAACAACAGCAUGGGCGGUGGCCACGGUGGGGGACAUGGCGGCGGCCACGGAGGUCAUGGAGGAGGAGGAGGUCACCCGGGGGAUCACAGCAGGGGACAUCCAGGCGGUCAUCCAGGGGACCACGGCCGGGGACAUCCAGGCGGUCAUCCAGGGGACCACGGCCGGGGAUAUCCAGGGGACCACGGCAGGGGACAUCCUGGCGACCACGGCAGAGGUCACCCAGGGGACCACGGCAGAGGUCACCCAGGGGACCACGGCUGGGGGCAUGGAGGCGGCCAUGGCGGAGAUCGGUCAAAACGCCCCGUAUGUCGGCACUUCACGAUGAAAGGCAGCUGCAGGUACGAGAACAACUGUGCCUUCUACCACCCUGGCGUGAACGGGCCGCCCUUGCCCUAGCCCUAGUACUAGGGUAUCAGCCCCCUCUCCCCAUCUUCUGUGGUAUUGACGCACAUUCCUCUCCCGUGGACUCUGGGGCUUCAGACUCCGGGCUGCAUCCACCUUUUUAUGGCUUCUGUGAGGCUCUUGAAAUGCUUGGGGGCGGGGAGAGGAUUCCUGAGGCGUUGUCUGCUGCUACUGAUGAAUUGCCACAUCCCGCCCCCCCGAAAGGAACCACUUCUCCCUUCUCUCGGUGGGGGCAGCGAGGACACCAUGGACUUGAAGCACAAGAACUUGUUUGUACAUACACUUGUGAAGCCAGCCAAGGCACCAGGGGCAGAGGCUCUGGCUCCUUACCCUGCCUGGACUCUCCCGUUGGAGAUUUUGAGGAACCAGGCCUGCACUGGAGAUUUUGUUUUGUUUUACUUUGCCCUGGAUGAACAGAUGGCAUGGGCCGGUCUGUCCUUUUUAGAAACAUGGGUGUGAGGUGGGGUGAAGCAGCUGCCUGCGGCUCAUUCUGUGGCACCUGAGAUCAAGGAACUGCUCUUGUCUGAAAGCAGACGCCCCUGCCCCAAAGCUGCUGCCCGAAGGGAGACUUCUACUUGCACAGUCUUGAUCCACAGUGUCCCAUUUUCCCCUCUGUAAAAUGCCCCCUGCAGUGUCCCCACUGACUGCAGAGAUAUGAUACCUCUCGGUGCUAAGCCCGUCAUUGGGGGAAAACCUCCAAACUGUUUUCUAUGAAAACUCAAGCUUGACUCUAAUGAUUUAGGGGGUAAUUUUUGUUUUCCUGAGUACACUGUCGAUCGUGGGUUUUUAAAACUGUCUCGCAUGAUGGAGACUAUUCACUACAUCUCCUGUCUCCCUCUCUCCUUGAAGUAGGUGCAGCUAUCCCUUCUCCUGAGAGAGAAAAACCUGUCUCCUAUGUUUUGUAUAUUUUGUACAUUAGUAAUAAACAUGGUGGAAAACAAUGAAAUAUCUAAUUUAACA
Molecule: messenger RNA, 4438 nt
Organism: Pogona vitticeps (central bearded dragon)
Lineage: Eukaryota; Metazoa; Chordata; Lepidosauria; Squamata; Agamidae
Source: RefSeq, a predicted model, not a curated record